This is a messenger RNA of Scutellospora calospora, 390 nucleotides long. The record is from the annotation of a GenBank genome assembly. Lineage: Eukaryota; Fungi; Glomeromycota; Glomeromycetes; Diversisporales; Gigasporaceae.
AUGUCACGUGUUAACAAACCUCCAAUCUCUAUCUCCCGUCUUUUGUGCAAUCUGAAGGAUAAGACUGAUAAGGUUGCUGUGGUCGUUGGUACUGUUACAGAUGAUAAUCGGGUGUUGGACAUCCCUAAAAUUACAGUUGCGGCGCUUCGCGUCACGAAGACACUCAAAGCUAGGAUUUUAAAGGCUGGUGGUGAAGUUAUUACCUUAGACCAAUUGGCGUUGCGUGCCCCUACCGGUUCAAAUACAGUUUUACUUAGAGGCCCUAAGAAUGCUCGAGAGGCUGUUAAACACUUUGGCAUGGGUCCUCAUAAGAAAGCCAAACCUUAUGUUCGAUCUAAGGGUAGAAAAUUUGAAAAAGCCCGUGGUCGUCGAGCCUCUCGUGGUUAUAAG